Messenger RNA from Ciona intestinalis (vase tunicate), 1678 nucleotides. RefSeq names its product short-chain specific acyl-CoA dehydrogenase, mitochondrial. Gene Ontology annotation, biological process: fatty acid beta-oxidation using acyl-CoA dehydrogenase; butyrate catabolic process. Lineage: Eukaryota; Metazoa; Chordata; Ascidiacea; Phlebobranchia; Cionidae. Gene Ontology annotation, cellular component: mitochondrion. Gene Ontology annotation, molecular function: flavin adenine dinucleotide binding; short-chain fatty acyl-CoA dehydrogenase activity. The record is from RefSeq and is a predicted model, not a curated record.
UAAAGGUUUCAGUUUUGUUUAAUUUUACAAAUUUAUUUAAACGGAGUCCCCAGCUAUUAAAAUGGCGUUAAGGGUAAAUUUUGUUGCCAGACAGUUUCUAAACAUGGAGACUGCCUUUAAAAAAUGUACAAACCUAAAUUUAAAGCUGCAAGUUCGAAUGAGCAGCAUAUUAACUGACAAUUCUUCAUUACCCGACACUCAUCAAAUGUUAAGACAAACAUGCGCAGAUUUUGCAGAAAAGGAACUUGCCCCGUUGGCGUGGACAACAGAUAAGAAACACCUGUAUCCAACUGAACAGGUACGAAAAAUGGGAGAUCUUGGAUUAAUGGCAAUUGAUCAGAAAGAAGAAUAUGGCGGCGCUGGGUUGGAUAGUUUGGCUUAUGCUGUGGCUAUGGAAGAAAUAAGUAGAGGAUGCGCUACGGCUGGUGUUAUCAUGAGUGCGCAUAAUUCACUUUAUUUGGGUCCGAUUAAAUAUUGGGGCUCAGAGCAGCAACUACAGAAGUAUGUGCUCCCGUUUUCAACAGGUGAGAAGGUUGGUUGUUUUGCUUUAAGUGAACCCGGUAAUGGAUCAGAUGCGGGUGCUGCUUCAACCACUGCACGAGACGAUGGAGAUUGUUGGGUGCUAAAUGGAACCAAAUCGUGGAUAACUAACUCAUAUGAAGCUUCAGCUGCUGUUGUUUUCGCUACAACUGAUAAGUCAAAGAAACAUAAAGGCAUCAGUGCUUUCAUAGUUCCUAUGCCUACAGAGGGUUUGAGCCUCGGUAAAAAAGAAGACAAACUCGGUAUCCGUGGUUCCUCAACUGCUAACCUCAUAUUUGAUGAUUGCAAAAUACCAAAAGAGAAUCUUGUUGGAGAAUCAGGGUUUGGGUUUAAAAUAGCGAUGUCUACGUUGGAUGCCGGGCGUAUUGGGAUCGCUUCACAGGCUCUAGGGAUCGCGCAAGCUUCUUUGGAUUGCGCAAUUGCAUACGCUGAUGAUAGGAAAGCUUUCGGGGCUCCAAUAAGCAAGUUACAAUCUAUCCAAUUCAAACUAUCAGACAUGGCUCUUAAAAUUGAAAGCGCAAGACUUUUAACAUGGAGAGCUGCUAAGCUUAAGGAUGCUGGUAUGAAUUUCACAAAAGAGGCUGCAAUGGCCAAGUUAGCAGCAUCAGAAACAGCAACAUUUGCUUCUCACCAGGCGAUUCAAAUAUUAGGAGGUAUGGGAUUUGUAUCAGACAUGCCAGCGGAGAGGCAUUACAGAGAUGCAAGAAUUACCGAGAUUUAUGAAGGCACCAGUGAAAUACAGCGUCUUGUUAUUGCUGGACGAUUAUUGGCAGAAUAUAGAAAAUAAUUUAGCUUUAUAUGGGGAACAUUUUUCUAUGCAAAUAUAAUUUAACAUGGUAUAGUUAAUGCAGACAUUGCAAAAUGGGGAGCCAUUUGCUUUAAGUGAACCCGGUAAUGGUGUAUCAAUGUCAAUUAAAUAAUUUUUCAAAGCCAUUCCCACUGUCUUGAAGUUUCAUUAUACAUUAAUUCAUACUUUGAAAAGUUGCCAAUGUUAAACUAAUCUUAUUUGUUAAAUAUUGAAGGAAAAAUUAAGUGUUUAUUUUGUAAUAUGGUUAAAUUUUAAUACUACAAUUAAUGAACGAAGAAAUGUCUUUAUUUAAAACAAUUCAACACCUUUUAACUUUUACUUUAAACAAAA